AUGGCUGAUACUUCCAAAAGCUUUGUCGGAAAAACAGACUCUUAUGGCUCCAGAUCUAGUGCUGUUAUUUUGGAAGAUAUCAGUGAUGAAGAGAUGGAGGAAGAGAUAACAGAUGGAAGUCAAGACAUAAUAAUCGAAGACAUAAUAGUUGGAGAACCAAUAGAGGAAAUUUUUGUUCCAGUGCAAAUCACAGAUCGGAUCUUUUUUGUUGAUUUAGCCAACAAGAAACUGACAACGAUCCCUUGGCAGGUUUUUGAUCUGGAAGACUUGGAGGAAUUGCAUUUGGAAAGAAAUAUGAUUGAGAGCAUCCCUGAAUACAUCUGUCUACUCAAGAACGUGAAAGUCCUUUAUCUGAAUAAGAAUAACAUUGGAUACUUGUGCAAGGAAUUUGGAGAACUGAAAUGUCUUCAGAGCUUGGAUUUAAGCAACAACCCACUAUCUUAUGAUUCACUGGAUAUUGUCAGUAAACUGAGAGCCCUUUGCCAGCUUCGAUUAUAUGAUGUCAACCUGGAUGAAUUUCCGGUCGAAAUCUGCAAACACCUCCAUCACCUGAAGCUCCUCGGCCUGUCUACAAAUAAUCUCACUUGCCUGCCCAAAGAAGUGGUCAAUAUGACCAAACUUACAGAGAUCUAUUUGAAAAGCAACAAAUUUGAAAAUUUCCCCCCAGAACUUUGUCAUCUGUACAAUUUAGAGAUAAUAGAUCUAGAAAAAAAUGGACUGAACUCCAUACCAGAAGAAAUUUGCUCCCUGGAAAGUCUGGCCCAAUUCUUCAUUGCAUAUAAUAGCCUGACAUCUGUCCCUGACACGUUGAGCAAAUGCUCAAAAUUGUCCAUUUUGGAUUUGUCCCAUAACCUUCUGCACAGGCUUCCUCGAAGUUUAAAGGAGUUGACAGAAAUGAAGGAAUUUGGGUUGUCUGGGAACGCUCUGGCAAACUUCCCACGCCAGAUUCGCCGCUGGAGGUCUCUCAUUGUAGUUUACUUGAAAAACUGUGCCUUGCAGAUGGUGCAUCCCUCUUUAGCCAGGCUCACCAACACGAUGAUACUAGACCUGAGUGAAAAUCUGCUGGAGGACUUUCCAAGGGAGGUUUGUGCAAUGGAAAAUCUGGAGGUGCUGUCUUUGGAUGACAAUCAGAUAACUGAGGUACCUCCAGAAGUAUACAGACUUUCUCGGCUAAAAUGCCUCGGCCUGACCAGCAACAGAUUCGCCUGGUUCCCAGAGGAAAUAUUUAAUCUUCGAUCACUAGAGAAACUGUACAUGGGGCAGGACAAAGGAACCAAGCUUGCAGAUUUACCAGAUAACAUCAGUCAGUUACAGAACUUGAAGGAACUGUACCUUGAGGAGAAUGAUUUGGAGUAUCUUCCAACAACCAUUGGCUUACUGAAUAACCUGGAAAUACUUGACUGUCACAGAAACUUUCUUAUAGAGCUGCCUGACUCCAUAUGCCGCCUACAAGGUUUGCAUACGCUACUACUUCACAGCAAUCAGUUAUUUCAACUCCCAGAGAACUUGGAUAGCUUAGAGAAACUGCAGGUUCUUUCCCUCGAGGGAAACCCACUGAUGGACCCACCCGUGGAAGUGUUUUCCGAAGGCCUGCCAGCCAUAUGGCAGUACUUAAAAGAUGCAAGACUGCGGAGGGCCUGGGCUGUCAAGGUCCAAGCUUGCUGGCGUGGCAUCAUGGUGCGCAAGGGUCUCGGGCCCUAUGCAGAGAUCCAGAAAAUGAUAAAGAAAGCCAAGAAGGAGAAGAAAGAAAAGAAGGGCAAAGAGAAAGGGAAAGGGAAAGGGAAAGGGAAGGACAAAGAUAAGGGCAAGGGCAAGGGUAAAGGCAAGGGCAAGAAGAAAUAGUUCUUCUGAGGCGGAAACAUAA
Molecule: messenger RNA, 1864 nt
Organism: Anolis sagrei ordinatus
Lineage: Eukaryota; Metazoa; Chordata; Lepidosauria; Squamata; Anolidae
Gene: LRRIQ4
Product: leucine rich repeats and IQ motif containing 4
Biological process (GO): signal transduction
Molecular function (GO): protein binding
Source: RefSeq, a predicted model, not a curated record